AUGGCCGGAUCUCAGUUGAAACAGCUCAAGGCAGCCUUGAAGUCACAGGGCUUGAUCGGCCAGACCAACGCCAAAAAAAAGAACCAAAAAUCAAAGACUCCCCAUGACACAAGAAGAGACGAUAAGCACAAGAUCCUUGGUGGAAUCAGAACCCAGUUCAACCAGUUCGACCAGAGGAUAAAUAGAACCAAGCACGAUGUGUCGAUCAUCCAGGGAGGUAAGUUCGUCAAAAUGGGCUCCAAGCAGCACAACGAUGCCACCAGAACCCAUUCUGCUGUGCAAAAGAACAUGAAGAUGCAAUACGACUUGGAGAAGAAGACCAAGGGCAAGACAGGAGGAUUGCAGGAUAGAAGAUUUGGAGAAAACAACAAGCACUUGAGUGCUGAAGAAAAGAUGUUGGAGAGAUUCACCAGGGAAAGACAGGUCUCGUCUAAGAAGAGAAACGUAUUUGCCCUUGGCAGUGACGAUGAGGACGACGACGAGGACGACGACGGUGGCUUCACUCUUACCCACUCGGGGAAAGCAUUGACCUUGGACGACGAGGACACGUUGGGAGAUUCGACCACCAGGUACGUGGACGAGGAUCAGAUGGAAGAAGGACCCGUCAGAAAGAAGACGAAGGCUGAAGUGAUGAAGGAAGUGAUUGCCAAAGCCAAAUUCUACAAGAAGCAAAGACAGCAAGAAUUCCAGAAGUCCCAGACUAAUAUCGAAGACUUGGACGAGGAUUUCGGAGAUAUCAUGGAAGAAAUGGGUAAUAUCAAGGCCCCAGCAGCCCCCAAGUUCUCCACCAAAACCGACGAAGAAAGAGAAUACGACAACAAGGUCAGGGAAUUGACAUACGACAGAAGAGCUGUCCCAGCAGACAGAACCAAAACCGAAGAAGAAAUCCAAAAGGAACACGACGAGAAAAUGAAGAAGUUGGAAACAGACCGGUUGAACAGAAUGAACGGUGUGGAUAUGGAUAGAGCUGCUACCGGCGAUGAUUUGGAUGAUGAGUUCUGGGCAGGAAGUGACGAGGAAGAAGGCUUUGCCAUUGAUGGUGAAGAACAAGACGACGCUGAAGAAUCGGGUAGUGGAGAGGAAGAGGGAGAGGAAGGUCUGACUUCCACUAAAUUCGGCAGAACCCUAGCAAGAAAGCCACAAGUAAGCAUGCCAGCAAACCAUGAAGAGUUUAUCCAAUCACUCCAUGCCAUUGAGAUCGAAAAGCAGCCAUCUUACAUCAACAAAAUCAUCGAAACUUAUAGACCAAACUUGGCCCAAGGCAACAAAGAAAGAAUGAACGUUUUCGUGGGAAUUUUGUUUCAGCAUAUCCUCCACUUGACCCAAGAAGAAAAACCAGAGUCACAACAAUUGAUUGAAAAAUUGAUCAAGAUCGUCAAGAAGCUAGCAGAGGCCUACAACGAAGUUUUGGUUGAGAAUGUCAGAGAGGAAAUUAACCAAAUUCAAGAUAGAAUUGUGGACAGUGAAGGAAUCCUUCUCAAGAGAGAUUUGGUAUUCUUCGUGCUUGUAGGAUACCUUUUUUCCACCUCUGAUCAUUACCAUUUGAUCGUUACUCCAACUUUAAUUUUGAUGAACGAAGUGUUAUCCAAGCUCACCUACACCCUGAAGGUUUCCUUGCAAAGAAUUGCCCAGGGCACCUUCAUUGCGGACCAAUUAUUGAACUACCAGAAAUUUUCUAAGAGGUACAGUCCUGAAUUGGUGAACUUUGUGGAAAAGUCACUCUUGUUGUUGAUUCCUGAACCCACUAAGAUCGGAACUGCUUCCAAGCUCUUAUCGACUAACAACAUCAUCAACAGCAACCUCAACCUCGCAAAGACUCAAAAAUACAAGGAUACAAAGCAGCCAAUCAGCAUUUCUGAUCUUGUCAAAGAAAAACCUACUAUCGAGUUCAGAUACCAAAUUCUUUUGAAGCUCUUAUCAUUGGUGGACAGGAUAACUGGCGUGUGGAAGGAUCAGAGCUCGUUGAUUGAAAUUAUCGAUCCCUUCAUUGUCAUUGUCAAGCAUUUAGUCAAAUACGACUCUUCGUCCAGUAGUGAGCUUUUGAAUAAGCUCGUCAAACUCCAGACCAACGCUACCAAGGACAGAAAACCAUUAGCAUUACAAAACCACAGAGCAUUAGCCAUUGCCACAUUUGCACCUAAGUUCGAAGAGAACUUCAACCCUGACAAGAAGUCAUACGACAUCAACAGAGAAAGACAAGAGGUGAACAAGAUGAAGAACCAGCUCAAGAAGGAAAGAAAGGCCACCCUCAAGGACAUCAGACAAGAAACCCGUUUCGUUGCAGGAGAAAGAAUUCUGGAGAAGAAGCAAAUGUACGAGCAAUACCACAAAAAGAUGGCCAACAUUGUCAAUUCUAUCAGUACUAUAGAAGGUGCUGAGAAGAAUCAAUACGAGAGGGAGAAGAAGAUGAGAAAGAACAAGAAGUAG
This is a messenger RNA of Suhomyces tanzawaensis NRRL Y-17324, 2427 nucleotides long. It is a transcript of the gene NOP14, whose product is annotated as snoRNA-binding rRNA-processing protein. The record is from RefSeq and is a predicted model, not a curated record. Gene Ontology annotation, biological process: maturation of SSU-rRNA. NCBI's taxonomy places the organism in Eukaryota, Fungi, Ascomycota, Pichiomycetes, Serinales, Debaryomycetaceae. Gene Ontology annotation, cellular component: Noc4p-Nop14p complex; nucleolus; small-subunit processome. Bases 1 to 2427 code for a protein of 808 amino acids. The transcript has a single exon.